CUACAAUGAAGGUUGUAGCAACAGUUCAUUUCUUCAUUCAUGUAUGUGAAAUGAUUAGCUUCAGUGUGGAACACUAGUUCUUAUAAUAAUAAGAAAUCUACUAAUUAUCCUUAUAUCGAACUAUAUUUUUCAUAACCAGAAACAUAACCUACAUCAUUAAUGAUGGAGGAAGAUGGUGGUAAAAGAAUGAGAGGCAGAACUCGUGGUAGAGCUCGUGGAAGAGCUAGAGGCAGGGCAAGAGGUAGAUCGAAGAAACAGGUUAAGAUUAUUGAAAGUGAUGAAGAAGAUACUCCUCAACAAGUAGAAGAAACUCCAGCAGAAGGAGUUGGAACUGAAUUAGAAGAACAUGAAGCUCCACCAACACAGCAACCUUCUUUGGAGCAACAGUUUGAUUUGGAGGCUGAUAUAUCACAGUUGGAAGCUCCAACUUUCACAACUAUUAACAGAGGACCUCCAGAACCAAUGCUUCGUUUAAGAUGGGACCAUAGAGUUAAUCUCAUUGGAGAAAAAGUAUUGAAUCCUAUGAUACAUUGUUGUGACAAAUGUUUAAAACCGAUUCUCAUUUAUGGACGCAUGAUACCUUGUAAACAUGUGUUUUGUUUAUCUUGUGCCAAAAGAGAAGAUAAAGUUUGUCCUCGUUGUAUGGAAAAAGUUUCCAGAGUUGAACAAACUGGCUUAGGUACUGUAUUUAUGUGUACACAUGGGGGAACCAGAUAUGGAAAUGCAGGUUGUAGAAGAACAUAUCUUAGUCAAAGAGAUUUACAGGCUCACAUAAAUCAUCGUCAUAUAUCGGCUCCACCGCAACAAGUUCAAGGAAUGCAGGUUGAUCCUCCUCAGUAUGUGCAUAAAUCAGAUAUAGAAUCACAGUUAACUAAAGUUUCAUCAGUUGCAAUGCAGAAUCCUCGCAUAAAAUCGGUCCAAUCGCAUAUGGUUCAACCAAUAAUGGGAAAUGAUCCUAGAGUAAAUUCGAUGGUCAAUCAAUCCCCGGUCGAACAUAGACAACAUAGGCCGCAGGCCUUAAUAUCAAUGCAAAAUUAUACUCAAAACUCUGGACCUCCUCCACCAAAUAAUGCUCCAUUAAGAACAAAUCUGAUAACUGUGCCCAUUCAAGAUACAGCUAUAACAACACAUGACAUACAUACACAGCAGAGUCAUCAUUACUAUCCUCCUCCACCACCUCAAGUCAAUUAUGGAGGAUACAAUGUGCCACCACCAGUUUCUCAAACACAACAAUAUUAUCCACAACCACAACAUCCUGCUCAAGUAUCUUAUGUGCCACCACCUCCACCUCAGCAACAACAGUAUGUGUCUUCAACACCGACUUCAAUAAGGCCGUCUCCAACAGGAUAUAUACAAGAUCCGUCGUAUGGUCCACCACCUCCUCAACAACAAGCUCCACCACCACAGACUCAAUGGUCACAACAUCAGCAACAGUUUUAUAGGUAAAAAAAAAAAAAUACUGUUUUUAUUAAAAAUUUAUGUGGUGGUAUCGGUUGUGAUGACAUUGUUGUGGGAAAAAGAUACGCAUUCAAAAAUGAUUAUAGAUAUCGUUUUUGAAAAUACGCUGUCCAAUAUUAGAGAAUAUCAAACUCGAAAUAUUUUAUACUUUUCAAGGACUAUAAUUACAGCACUCAGUGGCUAAACUUAUACAAUACUAUAGCAAUAAAGCUGAUUUAAUUAUGCAAA
Molecule: messenger RNA, 1686 nt
Organism: Osmia lignaria (orchard mason bee)
Lineage: Eukaryota; Metazoa; Arthropoda; Insecta; Hymenoptera; Megachilidae
Gene: Hakai
Product: E3 ubiquitin-protein ligase Hakai
Biological process (GO): regulation of cell adhesion; protein ubiquitination
Molecular function (GO): ubiquitin protein ligase activity
Source: RefSeq, a predicted model, not a curated record